Daphnia pulicaria is the source of this 1694-nucleotide messenger RNA. RefSeq names its product protein C12orf4-like. Bases 101 to 1501 code for a protein of 466 amino acids. Lineage: Eukaryota; Metazoa; Arthropoda; Branchiopoda; Diplostraca; Daphniidae. The transcript has 5 exons. Gene Ontology annotation, cellular component: cytoplasm. The record is from RefSeq and is a predicted model, not a curated record.
CGUCACUAUUUAGUCCACUCUGAAAAAUUGUCAACAAACACCGAGUCUGAGAACAAUUCCUGCUGAACUGUUAAAACAUUUAACAGAUUUUCGGCGUGUCAUGGAUGGCACUGAUGUAAUUAAUCAAGCACUAGCUAGUAUUAUUGACACGGAAUUAGUCGCCAAACAACUAGAACAAGCAUUCAAAGAUGAAAUUCUUGCCAAUGCAUCGAGUGAGCAAGUUUCAGAUGAGGAAGUUAUGGCUGAUGUAUAUCAAAGAGUUCUUUUGUCACCAGCAGUUGAAUCGCUUCUAACCCAAGAGUAUGAACUCUCUGUUCAGAUGCAAGAUCUUGUUGAUGAGCAGGAGAGAGAAUGGCAAUAUUUGACUCAGAGACAGACUGAAGAACUGUGCUAUGCGGUUGAUCAAUUGACGGAAGUAGAAGUCAAUGAAAUUUCAGUUCGUCACUGCGAAGAGAGGCAAAUCUUUGAAAGUGGGUGGGAAAGCAGGCUCGUAAAUGUUCAAGAAACCCAAAAAAUCCAUUUCAGAGAAUGGCUACUUGGUAUGGCUGAAAUUGUUGAAACUGGAGGGCAGUUGCCAAUACGCCCUGAAGACGAUUUCGAACAAGUUGCAUCUGACCCCGAGAAUCUCGAUAUUCCCAGCGUUUUCCGAUUAGAAGAGAGUUUUACCAUUCAACUAGGGGCUCAAAUGAAGCAAAGCCACAACUUGAGAUUGAUAUCUGCUGACGUAUUAGAUCUCUGCAGGCUACCAUUGACGAGUCGUAAUGAUCCACAACGUCUUCAAAUGGCUCUAUCGCUCUAUUCGAGUAACCAGAGUGGACUGGUUCUAUUAGUAGAUGAUCGGUUGUCAGCUUACACAGGAAUGGAGAAAGAAUUCCUUCGAAUUUGUCGCAGAGGAGCCGAACUCCAUUUUCCUCGGGCCGAUUUGCAGCUUGAAAAUGCUCGAAACACUUUCUCAACAAACGCUUUUAAAUGGCGACAACAGAUUUCAAAUCGCCGGAUGAAUGAAUUGGAAUCAAACGGUGGACAACCCAAAACGAAAACUCCUCGACUAGGUGACAUGUAUGUGAGCCGACACUCAAAUCUGGCCCAGGUGCACGUCGUUUUCCAUUUAGUCUCUGACGAUAGCGUUCGAUCGAACGAAAUCAAUUCACGUCACCCGGUCCUUUUGGGACUUCGUCACAUUCUGCGGACAGCUGUCGUUUCCGAUAUCACGACCUUGACAAUUCCUUUGCUUCUAGUUCACGAGCUUAGCGAAGAGAUGACUGUGCCGUGGUGUUUACGUCGAGCUGAGCUUGUCUUCAAAUGCGUCAAGGGUUUCAUGAUGGAAACGGCUUCAUACGGAGCUGGCGUGGAUAGCCGAGGUAGCGGUUCGUCGCCAACGCUGCAAUUCCUGCUUCCUCGUGACGCUGCAGACGAAGUGUUUCACGCUUUAGCCGCUAUGCUUCCUGGUGUCUUUCGUGUCUCAAAUCCGUUGGUUCUGCGUUCAGAUGCGGUUCGAUGAGUCAACUGCAGUAAUGGCCAUCUUGCUCCUAAAAGGUGGUUAUCUGACUAUAUAUAUCUUAUCUCCUAUUCCAUCAACCCAAAUGAAGCCGAAUUGCAUUUACUGUAUAUGCAAGCGAUCAAUAUCUCUAUUGAAAAUUGUAUCAUAGAGGGCUCUAUCGAGUUAUGCCGUAAUAAAGUUUCAGCGCCCUGUG